Molecule: messenger RNA, 6706 nt
Organism: Labrus mixtus (cuckoo wrasse)
Lineage: Eukaryota; Metazoa; Chordata; Actinopteri; Labriformes; Labridae
Gene: tada2b
Product: transcriptional adaptor 2B
Exons: 2
Coding region: 1-1488 (495 amino acids)
Biological process (GO): chromatin remodeling; regulation of transcription by RNA polymerase II
Cellular component (GO): nucleus; SAGA-type complex
Molecular function (GO): zinc ion binding; transcription coactivator activity; chromatin binding
Source: RefSeq, a predicted model, not a curated record
AUGGCCGACCUGGGGAAGAAGUACUGCGUAAACUGCCUCGCAGAUGUUACGAAUCUGCGGCUCCGCUGCACCGACUGUCCGGACAUCGAGCUGUGUCCGGAGUGCUUCUCGGCGGGAGCAGAACUCGGGAAUCACCGCCGAUGGCACGGCUACCAGCAGGUCGACGGCGGUCGGUUCUCUCUCUGGGGUCCCGAGGCAGAGGGAGGAUGGACCAGCAGGGAAGAGCAGUCGCUGCUCGAUGCUAUCGAGCAAUACGGAUUUGGAAACUGGGAGGACAUGGCCGCUCAUGUCGGAGCGUCCAGAACUCCUCAGGAAGUCAUGGAACAUUACGUCACCAUGUACAUCCAUGGAAACCUGGGUAAGGCGUGCAUCCCUGACAACAUUCCCAACAGGGUGACGGAUCACACCUGCCCGAGCGGGGGUCCCCUGUCGCCAAGCCUCACCACCCCGCUCCCUCCGCUCGAUAUCAGCCUGGCCGAGCAGCAGCAGCUGGGCUACAUGCCGCUCCGUGACGACUAUGAGAUCGAAUACGACCAGGACGCAGAGAAGCUCAUCAGCGGGCUGUCGGUGAACUACGACGACGAGGACGUGGAGAUUGAAAUGAAACGGGCUCACGUGGACAUGUACGUGCGCAAGCUUCGAGAACGCCAGCGGCGCAAAAACAUAGCCAGAGACUACAACCUGGUGCCCGGGUUCCUGGGGCGGGACAAGAAAGACAAGGAGAAGGAGAAACCGGGAACGCUGGGGGUAACAGGCACCGCUGGUGGUGUGGGUGCAGCAGGAGCUGGCGGCGGCACAGCUGGACCCGGAUCCACGGCUGCAGCAGGAUCAGGUCCUGUACCGAGUACUCCGAAAAGGAAGGUCACCAAAGAAGAGAAGGACCAGCGGGUGAGGCUGAGGGGGCUCUGUCAGUUCAUGGCCCAUCGGGAGUUUGAAGACUUCUUUGAGAACAUGCAUAAAGAGCGGCUGCUGAGGGCAAAAGUGCGCGAGCUGCAGCGCUACCGCCGCAACGGCAUCGCCCGCCUGGAGGAGUCCUCUGAAUACGAAGCAGCGCGCCACAAACGGGAGAAACGUAAAGAGAACAAAAGUGUGGUCACCUCCAAACGUGGCAGCGGAGGAGGAGGAGGAGGCGGUGGGCUGGGAUCAGGGAUUGGUUUGGGAGGAACUGGAGGAGGUGGAGGUGUUGCUGGAGGUAUGGGGGUCGGAGGUGGGAUCAAAGAAGAGGGCAAAGACGGCGAGUUUUCUGCGAUCGAGAACCUGACGGGCUUCGAGCUGCUGUCGGACAGAGAGAAGGUGCUGUGCAACUCCCUGAACCUGAGCCCGGCACGCUACCUGACUGUCAAAACCAUCAUCAUCAAGGAUCACCUGCAGAAGAGGCAGGGCAUCCCAGCCAAGAGCCGGCUGCCCAGCUACCUGGACAAGGUGCUCAAGAAGCGCAUCCUCACCUUCCUCACAGAGAGCGGCUGGAUAUCCAGAGACGCCUCUUAGCCCGACGUCUAAAGGAAGUAAUGGACUGAUGGUUUUCUCUACGCUCCGUAGGGAAAACAAAACUACUGUCGCUCACCAUUUUUCAAAGGUGACCUUGUGAAUAUGUAAAUUACAAAAAAAAGAGGAUGUCCCACUGGAAAAGAUUUUAUUUUCAUACCAGGGCUGGGAACAAAAUGAAGCUUAUAUUUCUACGUUUGGAACGGGGGAUUGGGGGGGAUUCAACGCUUGGGGUCUUCAUGUUGUUAAGACAUGAUUGGUAGCUACGAUGCUUACAGGUGUGUUGUAGCUGUGGAGAUAUUUGAGUGUUAUUGCGUCACGUUUACAGACGAUGCCUAUGGGUGAAAAAACAGCACAGGACUAAAGCCAGAGCGUUAAACUUUCUGAGAAUGUUAUACUUAUAUUUUUAUUGAAUAUUUCACAGAGAGGCACUACUGACUGAGUGACUGAAAUUAUGUGGAGGCUUCAGAUUGUUCUCAGGAUCUUGAAAACUCGACCAAACCGGAUAAAGCUGAACGCUCCCCGUACGACUGAUCAGUUCUGUCUAAUAUUUUACACCCAUAAGAUCCUGAAGAUUGUCUUGCAACGUCGGUGAAAUCCAUGUUUCAGCACUAAUUUCUUUACUUUUUUUUUUUACAGCCUGUUAGGGUCUGUGUGGUUUGUUGCGCUUGCAGCACAUAUUUCUGUACAAAACCAGCACUCAGCGUUGUAAUCACAGGAAAUCUGUGACUCCAUCAGCUGCGCUCUGUUGAAAAUAGUUCAACAUUUGGAACACCAGCGCGCAUGUCAUUGUCACUUAUCCCUCAUCCACCAAUCAAAACCAAGAAGGGGCGGGACUACUGAUAUUGACUUUGUCUAAAACAAUGGUGAGGAGAAAGUGAUCUGCCUGGAGGGUUUCGUUUUCAGUUCUAACACUUCUGCCAAUGUCAGGAAAGUAAUCACAUUUUCUCAUGGUUUUUUUUUAGAUAUUUUUCUUGAAUAAAAGCAAAUAACACAAUCAGAGACCUGAUCGUCACUACUGAGGAAAGCGGUAGCUCCCCUAGACAACUUAUUGUAACCUAGCAACAGUAAGCACCAAUGAGAACCACUCUGAGAUUGAGUUUGAGGGAGCUGCCAGCGCACAAGAAACCUUAAGCCGACACAGGACCAACCAGUCUGACAGAUAUACAGUAUGUUGAUAUGACAGACUGUAUAAGAAAUGGACGUAGAAACCAAAAUGACAACCAUUCGCUUGUGGACGGUCGUUUUAAAACCUUGAGUUUGUCCUCAACUUGUUAUUUUUGGUUGCAGCAGUGACCAUUAAUGAGAGGGUUGAUAACAGACAUCUUGACUAUUUCCUGGUCGUCAGGCUGCUGUUGAUGCGACUUGUCCACCACAAGAAGCCCCGCGUCAAUUUAUUAAUCGUGGUCAGUUUGACUCUAAAUUGGACCAAAAUGAUCAUCAUGUUAUAUAAAGAGAAACCAGAGGAAUUCAUUUAGACAUUGUGGAAAAUGUUUACUGAGGUAGAAGUAGAUCUCGUAGACUUUUUACCAAAAGUCCCUUGACCUCUAACCUUUAAGGAAGAAGGCGGUUCAGAUCCAAGAGGCCACAUCCCUCCUUAUAGUCUUUGCUUCACCAAGUAUUCAACUCUGCAGUGAUAAGUGCGUACUCGUCCAUCAAUAAGUAACUCGGAGUCUCAGAACAGACGGGCCAAAAGAUUUAUCGAGUGAGAAUUAAGAAACUGUGUCGCCAUUAUGGAGUCAUGUACAGUAGUUGCAAAAAAAUCACGAGCAAGUUCAUUUUUUAACUAAGACAUUUCCUGCUUGGUAAAUGAUCUCGACCACAGUUCUUUCAAAGGCAUGUUGAAGUUUACGUAUUGAACUCUUGGGCCCUGAAACACAGGCGUCAGUAUUCUCUAUGAUGUUAAAAUGGUGAAAAAAGAAAAGUUACAGGUUAACGGGUAGGACCAGUUUAAAUGUUUGUGGUUUUAUUUUGAAGAGUUACGUCGUCAAAAUCAGCUUUUAAUGCUGGGGUCACGGCUUCAUUACAUUUCUAGCAAAAACAAACAAUAUCGAUACCAUGGCAACAAUAAUCACUAUCUGCUGCAGACCAUAUUGGGUAAUUUCCUGUUUCAUUGCCAGGAAGCUCGUAGAAAUUGCACAAAUGCGUUGGCAACAUUUGGGUAUAGAACUUCUGCAGUUGGUUAGUUUAUUUGUGUCUUUGUGUGUUAAUUCAGUGCCGACUCAAUAUUUGUGUAUCAGUCAAUAACAUGUACAAAGUGACUGAUGGAGACAAUGGUGGUCUUUUGCAGAGAUUUGGAGGAGUCUGGUGGGUUUCAGGAGAGGGAUUGAGCAGCUGUUUCUGCUUUUAAAACGUCUCAAUCUUUAACUUGAACGUUCAGUCUUUGUCAGUGUCCUCUCUGUAAUAUUGUGAGACGCUCAGAAUGACAAUCUGAGCCUGUCAGUCUUUAAGUGGACUACUUUUCAGUCUACUGGCGCAGUCCCAGAAACCUUUUGAACCUAUUAGUCAUCAAGACCUAAACGAUGUUAAAAAAAAAAAAGAGGGGGGGGGGCUGAUGUUUGAACUGAUUGGCAUUAGAUCCCCACGUCACAUGCACAGAGCUUCCCAGUCCCUCAAACAGACAUCACCUGCUCCUCCAUGACGGGUAUUUUUUAAAUUUUUCUUAAUGGUAACCUCACAUUUGUCUCAAAGGCUGAACUCUUACUGCAGCGGUGACUCAUUUUCUUUUUCCUGCUCCUUUUUUUUUUUUUUCUUUCUCCCGAGCCGAGCUGAGCUGUGGGUGCAGAGCUAUUUAAAUGUAAAUGAAGUUAUUGAGUUGGCUGUUAUUUCACAGCAGGAGCUCUUAAAUCAGGAGAAUGUGUGGAGUUUACCUAAGCUGGAACAUGUCCUAGAUUCAUAUUCUUUGCCUCAUUACUGUGUCGGAGACUGCUGGGUAAUUUGACCUUUUUUUUUUUAUAUAUUUUUUUUUAAUGCAAGCUAACUCUAAAUGAUAUUUUAGAUUUCUAUAGCUGUAAAUCAAAACACCUUGAAGAGGCUGAACCCAGCAGUGAUCUUCACAUGUACAGCGUGUUUCAAAACCCUCAAGUUUCUUCUCUCUCUGCGUCACAGAGCCUCAUUGUUGUCCAGAUACUAUUGACUCUGCAUUUCUGCUAACGUGACACUAGAGCCUGACUGAUUAUUCAACGGCCGAUAAUAAUGGCCGAUAUUAGCUUAUCCAGUGACUAUCAAUGUAGUCUACUUUUAUCUCAGAUAUGCACCGAUAUACCUUGAUUUAUUCUCCAGUCAAAUAGCAUUUCAUUUGAGUGUCAUUGUGUUACACUAGCAGUUCUCUUUCACCAGCAGAGGGCGCUUUAUGGAGUACAACACUCAUCAUCACCCUCCAGAGUGUCAAGCAGUGAUGCACAUACAUGGGUAGUUACUGUCAAGUUGAGUGACCAUCUUGUCUUUGUUAAAUAUCUUUUCCACAAGUGUUUGAUAACUGCAUUUGAGGGCUCAAUGUAAUGAAUGUGUACAUCUAUAUAGAUCAAACAUAGAUCUAAGAAAGACGUCAGCCGAUAUGUCUGUAUAUGAUUUUUUUCUAGCGGUAUCAGUCCCAAAAAUCGUAUAUCGGUCGGGCCCUAGUGAACACUCACAAGCGCGCAAAAUCUAUGUUAAUUUGUGGCUGCAAAUUGUUCCCAAAUGCACUUUUACUUCCAUUGGAGCCACAAUUUGAUUGAAAAAGCUCUCUGGAAAUGUAUUGUAAGUGUUUUAACACUUUCUUUAAGAAGAUCCAUAACUGGGUUUGGGCUCAGCAAACAGAGAAGAAAUUCUGUACAUUUUGAGAGGUGGACUUAUUUGUCAUCUUCAUUUGGUUUUCUAGGGGCUGCGCGGUGCUGCAGUGGUUAGCGCUGUUGCAUCACAGCGAGGAGGUUCCUGGUUUGAAUCCCCGUCUGACAGGAGCCUCUCUGUGUGGAGUCUGCAUGUUCUCUCCGUGCAUACAUGGGUUCUCUCCGGCUUCCUCCCACAGUCCACAGACAUGCUCCUUAGGUUAACUGGUGACUCUAAAUUGUCCGUAGUUGUGAAUGUGAUACCCGUGAUAGGAUGUCAAAAUGCUCCUCCCUGCGUUCAUGUGCUCCAUCCUCUCAGAUUCUGCUCUCCUUCUAAAUUCUUCGAGCUUGCUUUUUCUCCAAGAUCUUGUAGGGCAAUGAGACUUAUGUGCACCCAAAAUGUCAAAAAUCUUUUACCCAUAAUUUGCUAAUCAAAGAAAGAGGGGGGGGGGGGCGUGGCAAAGAGGAAACACAAUGGCACAGAUACAGAUACUGACAGGAUUUCUGUGAUUGGUAGCUGAAUUCUAACAUAGUGAAUCAAACUUGCAGAUUUUUAAAGUUUGAGAUCACAGACCACCUGGACUAUCAUUUCAAAAAGAGUAAAAAUCCCAAGUUAUGGUUCUCUUUUCCACUCAGGGCUUUAGAGGAAAACGUUUAAUGGCAUCUUUUCAACAUUCACAGUCGGUCACCUCCACUACAAAGACUUGUUCCUUGCACUAUUUCCACUACAUGUUCACUGAUGGCUCAGGUUCCGAUGAGCCGCUUUAUCGAAGGUGAUGCUGCACCGGGCCGUUUAUCUGACACCCGAGGGGAGGUGUAAGCAUGAGUAAAGUAUUUUAAAACAAAAAGAUAUCAUCUUAAAGAGCCGAGCAGGCCUCUAAGAUAUUUCCAACCAAACUAGGACCCACAGCGUCAGUGGAAUCAGCCGGUUGAAUGUAACUGUUAGAUUUGGUUUUCUGCGAGAGGCUUUGUUCUGCAUGUGCAACCAAAUGUUCCACUUUGUUCCCAGGUGGAGUGUUUUGGUGUAAAUAUCUGAAAGGAAAAUAUGGCAUUCAUAGUUUUUUGUUCCCAGGUGUGGGACUAUUUUUAUGUAAAGUGGGAGGGAGGAGGGGGGGGGGGGGUUGUUUACUUCAUGCCACAAAUUGUAAAUAGUUUUGUAAGAUACAUUGGAAGAAAAAAAAACUAUAACGGACUCGUGAAAUGUAAAGUAUUUUGUGUCACUGAAAUUUUUCUAGCUUUUGUAAUAAAUAAAAAAAGAUAUUGGAGGACAAAGAGGCGUUGAGCCGGCGCUCUGGGUGUAGUGAUGGCAUGCUGAGUCUGAUAUUGUUGAGCUGUUUUGUUGUGUUGUUACUUUGUUGUUGCAAAUAACAAAGUUUGGAGAUGUAUUAAAAGUGCGGAUACUUUAAAACUGCAAA